Messenger RNA from Pocillopora verrucosa, 1328 nucleotides. Its product is annotated as 18S rRNA aminocarboxypropyltransferase-like. Gene Ontology annotation, biological process: maturation of SSU-rRNA. The record is from RefSeq and is a predicted model, not a curated record. Lineage: Eukaryota; Metazoa; Cnidaria; Anthozoa; Scleractinia; Pocilloporidae. Gene Ontology annotation, molecular function: rRNA small subunit aminocarboxypropyltransferase activity.
CGGCAGGAGUGUCCAAAAACAUUACUCAAGAUGGCGGUAGAGGUCACUCGUUGAAUGCAGAUUGUCUUUAUCGAAAACAAUAGGGCUAGCCAAUAAAAUUUGAGUUGAGUAUGGGAAAACAUAAAGGGAAAGCUAAAGUGGCUCCGCCUCGACAUAAACUUAGUAAGAGUUCAAGGUUUGAAGCUGCUUGGAAUGGCACAGAAGACUUUGAUGGAGACGAGAUGACUACACGCGAUGAUGGUAAGAAAAAGGAUUAUGGCAGAGGAUUUCCUUUUCCUUUGGCCAUGUGGGAUUUGGAGCACUGUGAUCCAAAGAAGUGUUCAGGAAGAAAGCUCUCAAGACUUGGCUUUGUGAAAACACUUAAAAUUUCCCAAAGGUUCAAUGGUCUGAUUUUAAGUCCCUUGGGAAAGCAGUGUGUUUCACCUCAGGACCACACCCUCGUUAUGGAUCAUGGAAUAGCUGUUAUUGACUGCUCGUGGGCCAAAUUGGAGAGCACACCAUUUGGGAGGAUGAGAGGAGGUCACAUGCGCCUGUUACCAUAUUUAAUUGCUGCAAACCCUAUCAACUAUGGAAAGCCCUGUAAAUUGUCUUGUGUAGAAGCAUUUGCUGCCACGUUGUACAUCAUUGGGCAACAAGAUCUUGGUUCUACAUUGUUGAAGCGUUUUAAGUGGGGGACGUCAUUCUAUGCAUUGAAUAGGACUCUGCUAGACCGCUAUGCUACUUGUUCAUCCAGCAAAGAUGUUGUGAAAGCUCAGGAUAAAUGGCUGGAAGAAAUGGAAGAAGAACAAAAUGCUCAGUCAUCACAAGAUUUGAUGGACAUUGAUAUGACCAAGGAACAUUUUAACCCAAAUCGGCCCAUUUUGAGUGAAAAUGAGUCAAGUAACAGUAACAGCGACGAUGGUGAUGAUGUUGACGUUGACGAUGACGAUGUGGAUACGGAUGAAGCAACGGAUGAUGAUAUCGAGAAUGGACACGAAAGUGAUGAAGAUGAAAAGGCUGAACUGAAUUUUGGUAUUGUUAGAAAAGAAAACGGACAAGAAGAAACAGAAGAUCGACAAUUACUAGAAAGAGACGGAACUGAAGGUGCGUCGUGCGGUAUUAGUUCUGCUGAAGAUGAACAUUUCGGGGAUUGUUUUGGCAAGGGAAACUUGCCAGGAAAUGAUCACAGUGUUGACUCUCCCGUUGGCGAUGAUACGCUGGAAAUAACCAGAAGGACCGAACUUUUUCAUUUGAAUGAUAGAUAGUACCGGUUUUAAAUUUGCGAAGCUGGCAAUUCACGGACCAAUGGUGUCUUUAAUCCUGAAACUAAUAAAAUGUCUAAAAUAGAA